AUGAAUUUGAACCUUGGCGGAAGCAAGAAGAAACAACAUCAUGUUCGGAAAAAGUACAGCAUCAUUACGUUGGAUUUAUUUAAGCCUACAAAGAAAUCAUAUCCUGAAUUCGACUAUGAAAAAAUUUGCAAAGAAUAUUUGAAAGAAGAUGAAUCAAGUGGUGAGGAUGAACGUUUCCAUGAUCGUGAAGCAGAGGAGAUAGUGAGAAGGUUGGAACAAAAAUAUGGCGGCAAGAGAGACAAGCAUGGCCAUAAGAUUCGCUUUGGUUGUGCUGAUGAUUAUAUGGAUAAAACUGCUGGUUAUGAUCUCACAGAUCCAUUUAUUGAUGACACGGAAGCUUAUGACGAGCACGUACCUUCCGCUUUGGAUACUGCACGUGGAGGUUUUUAUGUUAAUAAAGGAAAACUGGAAUUUAAAUCGAAGUAUGCUGAAGAUGAUGGAGAUAGUGAUGUUGAAGAUACAGCUGCUAAGAAGAAGGCGGCAGAAAAGAAGCGCAAAAUCUCUAGCGAUGAGGAAGAAAGCGGUAACAAACGUGCUUGCAUUUUCCCACCUGCAAAACCAUCUGUGGAUAAUACUUCACCUUCAAUGGAAUGUAUAAGAGGAUCAAAUCUUCAGUUACCGGUGAGAUUGUCUUCAUCCGGUGCUGCUCCUACGGCUAAAGCAAGCGACGCACCUCGCAAUCGUCUACUUACACAACAGUAUAUUAAAAAGCGUCGCCUUUUGGGGCAACCACCAAUGUCAAAAAUUCAGUCACCAGCUGUAAAAGCUGCUCUGGGUGUAAAAAAGAAGCUGAAGCCACAAGUGAAGAGAGCAACUGUUGGAAUGACCGAUGAAGAUUUAGUUGGAUUUUUGAAAGAUAUGGCAGGUGGUGAAAUAGAAGCUGUAGAAGAAAUGGAAAGUCAAAUCUGUCAGAAAACAACAAACACACCCAGUGAACGUGAUACUGAUGUCGAUAAACCGGUAACACCUGCUACUGAGAAAGUACUACAAUCACAGGUAGCUUCUAGUUCAAGUUUAGCUGCGUCUUCAUCCACUGUAGCCAUUCCGAAACGCUCACCUGGGCGGCCUCCUGGUUCAACAAUACAGCGCAAACAAAUGCCAGUAAUGUCGGAUAAAUUGCGAGCAAUGAUCGACACAUAUCAAGAAAGAACCAGACAAUAUGGCGCACCCAAUAAAAAAAUCCGUCUUCCACCGAGUUUGGUUGCUCUUUGCAUAAGAAUUGAAGAGCAGUGUACGGUGGAACAUUUUAAUCAUCAACAAAAAACGCGAAUUUUUGAUUCACUAGCCAGUUGGGUCUGUGUGCAGCGAAAUUCGCUUUAUAUUCGUAUGAAAGCUUAUCGAGAUCGUCAUGAACCACAUUCUGCUUCGGACUCGGAUAUCAUUACGGAUGAGCCAUUUAGUGAAAUUAAAGAAGCACACUCUGUAAAUGAUGAAAAAUUGCUUGGUUCAAACGAUUCAUCUUCUUCCGUCGUUAUAAUUUCUCCAUCACCUGUUAUUUCCGAAUCAUUACCGAGAUCUCCUUCUGAGACAACGAUGUCGGAAAAGAAGGAACAGCUUAUUGGAGUUAAAAAUGCAACAAGCAGCGAUGCUGCUAGAUCAUCAAGUACCAAACAUACUCCAAUAAUAAAGGAAAAUACUGAAAAGAUGGGAAUUACAUCAGAUGCUUCCCCUCCAUCCGUAUCUACAACCAAAUAUUGGAAUUCUUCGUCCCCCUCAAAAACAGCUUCUAAUCAGUCGAAAGCGUCGCUUGCAACGAAUGUCACUAGUGCAUUGAAUAACACUCAGUUGUUAUCUGUGUUUGCGACAGUGAUGCAACAAAAUCGUGGUGAUUCCAUCUGUCAGCAGCAACACGUUGCUGACAGUUUAACGGCUCAAAUGAAUGCUAAUAUUCUAAGCAAUAAACAGCAAUCGGAACUUUUAUCACAGUACCAGUUGACUCUUAAUAAUCUCGUAAAGAUGAAUACCAUAACAUCAGCUAGCCCUGCAUCACCAAAGCCUACUACUUCUAGAAGUGAUCCCCAGCCGUCGAAACCUCAACCAAAACCAAAUCGAUCACUUUCUAUUAACAGUUCUAAUUCAAAUUCAGUACAAACACUGAAACAGUUAACGAAUGAGAAAACUUCACAGGCAUUGAAAGAAAUCAACAAUGCAUUGGCUCAAGUUGUUUCAGAAGUAGAAAAAGCUCUUAUUCAUACCGAAAACGAAUAUGUGAAGGAGAAAGCGAGGACUGAAAAAGAAGGUAAAAUUGCGCCACUGAAACGAUUCAUUUGGACUGAUCCACUGAGGACGGCAUUGAAGAAACAAAUAACUUUGCUAUUUACUAGUUUGGAGCAACAUGGUGAUCCUAACCAUGUUGUUAAUACAACAGUUGUGCAGUAUUUGUAUUAUUCUGUUAGACCACUUUUCAAGGACUAUAUUAAAUUUAGAGAUUUGAUGUUGGAGAUAUUACGAUUAUGUCCAGAAAGACGGCAGCUAGUUCUUAUUCCUGAAAUGAAAGCGUUCAUUGAAUUAAGUGAUGCUUCUAAAACACAGCCUGGAAUAUCUCAAAUAGGAUCUAAAGUGCUGAAAACGAGAACCGAUACAUUCCCCGCCAAAAUUUCUCCGAAUAAAAACAUGUCAAAUACUGAAGUUCGGAACACAUCAACCACUAAUGUUGUGGAUUUUCGUUCGAAUACUGCCGGUAAAAAGGAAAAUCGUUCGGUGAAAUAUAACAAUGGAGUGGAAGUUGAAAUUCUGCCUGGUUCAAGUCGUCCAUCCAUACUUCACACUCCUAAGUUAACUUCUGGGCAGAAUGUCAUUUUAAUCCGAAAGAAUAAGGAACGAGAAAAAUUUUUGGCUGAAAAAGCAGUAAGUAGGGAAGCAUUCAAAGAGCGUGAAGAGGUUGAGCGAAAAUUACAGGAAGAAGUCGCUGAAAACGGACAACGAGAUGAAGAAACUAUCAAGAAAUGGGAACGAGAGGAAGCUGAGCGAUUGGAAGGAAGUAGAGAUGAAGAUGAAGAGUUGGGUGCUGUUGAGUCGAUGGAUUUUACUAUGCGACCAAAAGAUUCUCACUUGCAAGAAAUUGAGGAAGUGGAAUUGGGCGCCGAUACUGAAGUUGAUAUGAAUACCGAAGAAGACGUGAAUGUAGAUCAAAAGAAUGGAAGUCAGACGUGUAACUCAGAGAGUGAACAGACAUGUAGUAGUACUGAAACAGAACAACUUGUAGUAAAGAAAACGGAAUCAUGCAGUAAUGGUUUAUCUGAACAAAGCUCACCUCAGGAUCCUGCUACUACAAGCAAUAUUCAGUCGGUUCAUCCAUCUUCAGUGCCUCGAAUUACUCCUCCACAAAACAGCCGGCAAACAAACGUCGUGCACUUCACGUCUUCAACUUCAUCUUCAUACAAACAGGAGUCGCCGGUAGCAGUGUCGUCUCAGAAGCUUCCAGGUUCAUCCGUGUGUGCCAUCACUUCUAACUUUUCAUCAACUAGAUUCUCGGAAACGCAUCAUCAUUCAAAUUUUUCGCAGCGACAGUCUUCACAUCUCGAACAAACUACGCGUGAAUUUACAUCUCUUAGAAGCCCAAAUCCUCAAGCCAGUAGUAAUUAUCACUCAUUCUAUACGCAGCAACAACCUUCAUGGAGUGCCAAGCAACUUCCUAUUUCUUCUCCUUCUCUUUCUAACGACCGUCAUCCAGCAACGUUGCAUUCCACUUCAUCAUGCCAUCCAGCUUCCUCUUAUACGAGUAGCACUUUUACUACAUCACAGACGAUUCAGCAACAACCUGCUUUCUCCCCUUAUUCAGUUCAACAGCGUCAAAUAUCCUCCAAAAAUCUCCAAUCCCAGCAUACGUCAACAAUACGUCAUGCUUCUCAAGUUUCUCAACAACCUGUUCAAGAACAAAUGCGUCGACAUCAACAUGGUUCCACACAACAUCCAUAUAGUUAUCCUUCGUCUACUUAUAGCACUACGGCAACUAUCCAAAAGGCUACUCUUCCAACUUGCAGUAUUCCUCAUAAUGCUUCACGAGUUUACAACACUGUGCUUUCAUCUCAAAAGGUUGUUCAUCCGCAGCGUUCUGUAUCUUCAGCUGGUUCCUCCUCAGCUUUUUCACCUUUACCACAAUCACCUACUCGACAGCAGCAGUUAAUGACCCAUCAAUCAGCAUAUAAUUAUCAACAGCAUCAGUUUUUGCUUCAGCAGCAACAACAACAGCAACGACAAAAGCAUUUGUAUGAUGAACAACAACAGAAUCAACAGAAUCAGGAUCAUCAAAUGUAUAAUAAUUGGCGAUAA
This is a messenger RNA of Acanthocheilonema viteae, 4272 nucleotides long. NCBI's taxonomy places the organism in Eukaryota, Metazoa, Nematoda, Chromadorea, Rhabditida, Onchocercidae. The record is from the annotation of a GenBank genome assembly.